AUGAGCUCCCCGGCUUGGGAUCGUUUUGCUCGGGUGUACGACUGGGUUCUGUCGCAGCAGGCUGCGCAGUACUCCGGCGUUCAACCCAAUUACGCCUCUCCACCCCAACGCGGAUUCAUGUCUCGUCUAAAGUACGCCCGUCAACUUGCCCAUUACCGUCACAAUAACCCUGUCGGUUGGGCAGAAGAUGCCAACGAACCCGAAUAUCGACAAGAUGUCGAAGCAUCUCAAGGCGAAGACAUCGAGAUCAAGAGCGAUUACGCCAGUGACUUCGACUAUGAAAAUUACGAAAGACCGGCUCCGGCCUCAGACGAUUAUCUGUAUGCCGACGCCGACGUGAUCAAUCAUCGCCCAAAUCAGCGCUAUCAGCAACGCAAAAGACGUCAGCUGGAGCUAGAUGACGAUGACGAUGAGGAAGACGAGGCGUUCGAACAGCGUCACAAAAGGCGUCGAAUGUAUUCGGACGAGGACGAGGACGGGAAUGACGACUCUUAUCUGCCCCGAUACUACUCUAGGGAGGAGUAUGACGAGUACGACGAAGAGGGGGCGGGCAUCAACCAGAACCGAUUCAACUAUGAGGAGGAAGACGACGAAGUCGACGAAGAGGAGAUGGGCAUGAACCGAUUCGACUUUGAGGGAGAUGAAGGUUUUAGGGACUACGACGAUACUCUGAGCGAGAGGCAGUAUCGGAAUAACCUGUUCCGACAGCGACUCGAAUCUGGCGAAGAAGAUGACACGUCCCUACCCAGCAGACGUCGGAAGUACAUGUCUAACGAUGAUGACUUCGAGGGCUACGACAAGGCAUCUUUUCGCCCACGCAAGAAGGUUCACUGGGCUUCACCCGUGUACGAGGAAAAUGAAGACGAGUUCUACCAAGCCGACGACGAAGAUGAGGAAGACGAGGAUCAGACAGUCGGGCGAGCCUCAGAGUCCGAUGGCGACGAGGACCCUGCCGAAAUCAUCGACCUGAUCAGCAUUUCCAGCGAUGAGAGCGUUGGCAGCGACGACCACGACGACGGGACCAGCAUAACCAGCAACUCCAGUAUAGAAUUCCUUGGGGAGCGUCCCGCGAAUGCCUACAUCGAGAACCAGCAUGAUCUACGAAGCUUCCAAGAUAGCGAGUCGCAAGAUGCCAAGGAUGUCGUCGAAGAGCUUUUGCAGAGGCCCUGCGGCACAAACAAGAGAAAGCGUGAGAGCAGUGUGGAAGAACUCUUCGGGUUCCGCCGUAAUGUUCGACGCAGGCUGCAGUAG
Messenger RNA from Colletotrichum fioriniae, 1251 nucleotides. RefSeq lists its product as uncharacterized. NCBI's taxonomy places the organism in Eukaryota, Fungi, Ascomycota, Sordariomycetes, Glomerellales, Glomerellaceae. The record is from RefSeq and is a predicted model, not a curated record.